AUGAUAACAUUUGAAGACCUGGCUGUGUACUUUACCUGGGAGGAAUGGCAGAACAUGAACCAAGCUCAGAAAAUCCUGUACAGGGAUGUGAUGCUGGAGACCUACAGCAGCCUGUUCUCCUUGGGGCACUGCAUGACCAAACCUGACUUGAUCUUGAAGUUGGAGCAAGGAGCAGAGCCCUGGAUGGGGAAAGAAUGCUUACAUCAUAGCCUUCCAGUUGCCAUGAAAAGGGAUGACCUGAUUAGUAAAAACCAGAAAAGUCAGGACAAAAAUCUGAACCAGAAUGUUAUGAAAAACAAUAAGACAUCAACUCCCAAGAUCAUUGAAUUAAGAAAAACACUUCGUUUAAGUUCAAACCAUAUUCCAAAACUGAGUAUCAAAAAGAGAAUCUAUUCAGGAAUGAAACCUGAAGAAUGCAAUGUAUGUCAUAAUGUGUAUCUGCACUGUGGGCCUGUUCAACUACAAACUGGAGAAAAAUUUGAUGCUACUAAUGUGCCUGGGAAUGCUCUCCAGAUCUGUGAGGCUCUUAAUCAACAGCACAAAAACCAGACUGUGCAACAGUCAUUUGAACCAAUCGGAAAAGGCAAAGUCUUCAAAAGGAAAAAUAUAUUUUGUCAAUCUGAGAGGCAUUUUAUGGUAGAAAGUAAGAAGUCAACUGCCACUAUUGGCAAGACAACUCAAAUAGAACAUGAUUUCCAUAAAAAUUCUAACCUCAGUAUGCAUCAACAAAGUCCCAGUAGAGAGAAAGUUUAUGAAUAUAGUAGUUCUUUGGAACCUGUCAUUGAUCAAUCACCUCUUAAAAUAAAUCAUAGACCACAUAUAGGGAAGAAACCCUAUGCAUGUAAGUCUUGUGGAAAAUCAUUCAGUUAUAAAUUCUGCCGUGCAAUUAAUUACGGUACUCACGUAGUGGAAAACUCUCAUGUGUUUAAUGAACAUGGAGAAGCCACUUACCAGAAGUCACAUCGCAUAAAUCAUCAGAGAAUUCACUCAGGUGAGAAACCUUAUGAAUGUAAUGACUGUGGAAAAUACUUUGGUCAGAAGUCACACCUCAUAAAGCAUCAGAUAAUUAACACAGGGAAUAAACUUUAUGAAUGUAAUAACUGUGGAAAAGCUUUUGGCCUAAAGUCACACCUCAUAAAUCACCAGAGAAUUCACAUGGGAGAGAAACCUUAUGAAUGCAGUGACUGUGGAAAAGCCUUUCGCUGUAAAUCAACCCUCACAAAGCAUCAGAAAAUUCACACAGGGGAUAAGCCUUAUGAAUGUAAUGACUGUGGAAAAGCCUUUGGCCGGAAGUUCCAUUUCAUAAAUCAUCAGAGAAUUCACACAGGGGAGAAACCUUAUGAAUGUAAUGACUGUGGAAAAGCCUUUGGGAAAAAGUCACACCUCAUAAAUCACCAAAGAAUUCACACAGGAGAGAAACCUUAUGAAUGCAAUGACUGUGGAAAAGCCUUUCGCUGUAAAUCAGUCCUCACAAAUCAUCAGAGAAUUCACACAGGGAAGAAACCUUAUGAAUGCAAUGAGUGUGGAAAAGCCUUUGGCCAGAAGUCACACCUCAUAACACAUCAGAAAAUUCACACAGGGGUGAAACCUUAUGAAUGCAGUGACUGUGGAAAAGCCUUUCGCUGUAAAUCAGCCCUCACAAAGCAUCAGAGAAUUCACACAGGGGAUAAGCCUUAUGAAUGUAAUGACUGUGGAAAAGCCUUUAUGUGGAAGUCUUGUCUCAUCCUACAUCAGAGAAUUCACAUGGGGGAAAAACCUUAUGAAUGCAAUGAAUGUGGUAAAGCCUGUAGCCAGAAGUCAAACCUCAUAACUCAUCAGAAAAUUCACACAGGAGAGAAACCUUAUGAAUGCAAUGAGUGUGGCAAAGCUUUUGGCCAGAAGUCACACCUCAUAACUCAUCAGAAAAUUCACACAGGGGUGAAACCUUAUGAAUGCAGUGACUGUGGAAAAGCCUUUAUGUGGAAGUCAUGUCUCAUCCUACAUCAGAGAAUUCACACGGGGGAAAAACCUUAUGAAUGCAGUGACUGUGAUAAAGCCUUUGGCCAGAAGUCACAUUUCAUAAAUCAUCAGAGAAUUCACACAGGGGAGAAACAUUAUGAAUGCAAUGAGUGUGGGAAAGCCUUUGGCCAGAAGCCACACCUCUUAAGGCAUCAGAAAAUUCACACAGGGGAGAAACCUUAUGAAUGCAGUGACUGUGGAAAAGCCUUUGGCCGGAAGUCCCAUUUCAUAAAUCAUCAGAGAAUUCACACACGGGAUAAGCCUUAUGAAUGUAAUGACUGUGGAAAAUCCUUUAUGUGGAAGUCACAUCUCAUCCUACAUCAGAGAAUUCACAUGGGGGAAAAACCUUAUGAAUGCAAUGACUGUGGUAAAGCCUUUGGCCGGAAGUCACAGCUCAUAACUCAUCAGAAAAUUCACACAGGAGAGAAACCUUAUGAAUGCCAUGAGUGUGGGAAAGCCUUUGGGAAGAAGGCAUACCUCAUAAAUCAUCAGAGAAUUCACACAGGGGAGAAACCUUAUGAAUGUAAUGACUGUGGAAAAGCCUUUGGGAAGAAGUCACACCUCAUAAAUCACCAAAGAAUUCACACAGGAGAGAAACCUUAUGAAUGUAAUGACUGUGGAAAAGCCUUUCGCUGUAAAUCAGCCCUCACAAAGCAUUAGAGAAUUCACACAGGGAAGAAACCUUAUGAAUGUAAUGACUGUGGAAAAGCCUUGGCCGGAAGUCCCAUUUCAUAAAUCAUCAGAGAAUUCACACAGGGGAAAAGCCUUAUGAAUGUAAUGACUGUGGGAAAGCCUUUAUGUGGAAGUCACAUCUCAUCCUACAUCAGAGAAUUCACACGGGGGGAAAACCUUAUGAAUGUAAUGACUGUGGAAAAACCUUUCUUAAGAAGUCAUCUCUCAUCCUACAUCAGAGAAGUAAUACAGAGGAGAAACCCUAUGAAUACAAUGACAGUGGGAAACCAUUUGGUCACAAAUCAAGCCUCAUAAGUCAUCAGAGAAUUCACACAGCGUAGAAAGAUUAUGAAUGUAAUGACUGGAAAAGCCUUUCUGAGUAAGUCAGCUCUAGCACCCACAUCAGAGAAUUUGCACAGGGGAAAAACCUGAUGAAUGUAAAGACUGGAAAGUCUUUACCCAUAAGUCAAACCUCAAAAGGCAUCAGAGAAGUCACACAGGGGAUAAACCUUCUGAAUGCAAUGACUUGGAAAAGCCUUUGGCCAAAAGUCAAGCCUUGUAAAUAAUUAGAGAAGCCAUACAGGAGAAACCUUAUGAAUGUAAUGACUGUGGAGAAGUUUUCUUUGCAAAUUUCUAUGCAAUUCAGAGCUCAAUGAACAUCAAAGAAGUCACAGGAGAGAAAAUUUAUGAUGGCAAUGACUGUGCAGAAGCCUCUUCAUAUGACAAACAUCACAAAGCAUCAGAGAAUUCACAUGGGGAGAAAUGUCAUGAAUAAUGAUAGUAGAAAGCCUUUUGUUAUAAUUUUCAACUAAUAAAACAUCACAGAAUUAACAGGGAAUUUUCCACACAAUUGCCUUUUUGUGCAAGUUCCUUUUCAUUAAAUAACAGAAUCCAUCAAGGGAGAACAAUAAGAUUAUAGUCAGUGUGGAUAUGCCUUUGGUGCCAAUUAUACCUCAUCAAGCAUAACAGAAUUCACAUGGGGAAAAUCUUAUGAAUGUAAUGACUCAAAGUCUUUUACCAUAAUUUAGCCCACAUUGCACAUCAUCAAAUUCAUACAGGGAAAAAAACCUUUGAAAGUAAUCUUGUGGAAAAGCCUUUACUUAGAAGUCAUAGCCCACAAGACAUCAGAGAAUUCACAUGGGGGAGAAAUCUUAUGAAUGUAAUGAGUGUUGGAAAGCUUUGCCAAAAUCUCAGGUACAACAUUAGAGAAUUCACAAAGUGGAGAUCUCAUGAAUGAAAUAAACGUGGGAAAGCUUUUUGUCAUAGGUCAUACCUCAUAAUCCAUCAUCUAUUUUGAAUGGGAGAGACUUUGAGAAUAUAAUAAGGGGUUGGCUCUGUGGCUCAUUUGGUUAAUCAUCCCCCUGUGGUACUGGCAUUUCAUAUGGGCACCAGGUUCUAGUACUGGUCACUCCUUCCAGUCCAGGUCUCUGCUGUGGCCUGGGAAGGCAGUGAAGGAUGGCUCAAGUCCUUGGGCCCCUGCACCAGCAUGGGAGACCAGGAGGAAGCACCUGGCUCCUGGCUUUGGAUCGGCAUAAUUCCAGCUGCAGCAGCCAUUUGGGGGAGAACCAAUGUAAGAAAGAUUUUUUUCUCUGUCUCUCUAACUCUAUCUGUCAUAGAAAGAAAGAGUGAGAGAGGUAGGGAGGGAGGGAGGGAGAGAGAGAGAGAGAGAGAGAGGGAGAGAAUGUAUAUAUUGAAUGUGGAAGAGUUUCCCUUCAAAUAAUGUAAGUAUUAGGACAAAAUUUUCUGCUGGAAAUCACAUCUUAUCCAACAGGGACGCAUGUAACGGAGAAAGCUUAUAAAUAUUAAUAGUGUUAAAAAAGCAUUUGUCACAAAUCUAUCAUACAUCAGAGAAUUCAGAUGGGGGUUUCUUUUUUUUAACUUUUAUUUAAUAAAUAUACAUUUCCAAAGUACAACUUUUGGAUUAUAGUGGCUUUUGUCCCACAUAACCUCACUCCCACCUUCAACAAUCGAACCUCCCACUCCCUCUCCCAUCCCAUUCACAUCAAGAUUCAUUUUCAAUUAUCUAUAUACAGAUAAAUUUAGUAUAUACUAAGUAAAGAUUUCAAGAGUUUGCACCCACAGAGAAACACAAAGUAUAAAGUACUGUUUGAGUACUAGUUAUGCCAUUAAUUCACAUAGUACAACACAUUAAGGACAGAGAUCUUACAUGGGGAGUAAGUGCACAGUGACUCCUGUUGUUGAUUUAACAAUUGACACUCAUAAAUAGAUGUCAGUAAUCAACCGAGAAUCUUGUCAUGAGCUACCAUGGCUAUGGAAGCCUCUUGAGUUCACCAACUCUGGUCUUUUUUAGACAAGGCCAUAGUCAGAUUAUAGGUUCUCUCCUCCCUUCAGAGAAAGGUACCUCCUUCUUUGAUGGCUCAUACUUUCUGCUGGGAUCUCACAGAGAUCUUUCAUUUAGGUCACUUUUUUUUUUUUUUUUUUUGCCACAGUGUCUUGGCUUUCCAUGCCUGAAAUACUCUCAUGGACUUUUCAACCAGAUAUGAAUGCCUUAAGGGCUGAUUCUGAGGCCAGAGUGCUGUUUAGCAGGACAUCUACCAUUCUAUGAGUCUGCUGUGUAUCCUACUUCCCAUGUUUUAUGGUUCCCUCCUUUUUAAUUCUAUCAGUAUUAGCAGACACUAUUGUUUAUAUGAUCCCUUUGACUCUUAGACCUAUCAUUACGAUCAAUUAUGAACUAAAAGUGAUCACUUUGACUAGUGAGAUGGCAUUGGUACAUGCCACCUUGAUGGAAUUAAAUUUGAAUCCCCUGGCAUGUUUCUAACUAUACCAUUAGAGGUAAGUCCAGUUGAGCAUGUGCCAAACUGUACCUGUACUCCCUCUCUUAUUCCCACUCAUAUUUCACAGGGUCACUCUUCAGUUAAACUUAAACACCUAAGAAUAAUUGUGUGUUAAAUAAAGAGUUCAACUAAUGGUAUCCAGUACAAAAAAAAAAAAAAAAAACUAAUAAA
Messenger RNA from Oryctolagus cuniculus (rabbit), 5636 nucleotides. Lineage: Eukaryota; Metazoa; Chordata; Mammalia; Lagomorpha; Leporidae. The record is from RefSeq and is a predicted model, not a curated record.